AUGCCUCCAAGGAGAAACAGGCCACCCGCUAAUUUUCAUGAGCAAGAACUAGAAGAACGUAUUAUAGCACGAAUGGAGGAGAGGAUGGAUCAAAUGGUUGACCAACUGACUGAUAGGAUUGUCGAACUGAUGAAUCGAGGAGGGCAAAGGUCUCAAACACAUUCUCAAGUGGAAUAUGGUGAAUUUGGGAACCCGUUCGGCGGCACUGACGGUUCAUAUUCUGAAGACGAUCUAGAAAGGCGGCCAAGGCGUGAUCAUAAAGGUGACAAUAGGCAUUGGGAGGCCAGAAUGAGAAUUGAUAUCCCAGAAUUUGAUGGGGUCAGUUUGAAUCUGGAGGGGUUCAUCGACUGGUUGGCUACUGUUGAGGAAGUUUUUGAGUUCAAAGAAGUCCCUGAAAACAAAAGAGUGUCAUUGAUUGCUACCAGGCUACGUGGUAGGGCAUCUGCAUGGUGGCAACAACUGAAACUGACACGAGACAGGCUCGGAAAGUCAAAGGGUGCCAAAUCAGUUGACAAUCACACAACUGAGUUCUACCAAUUGAUUGCCCGAAACGAUAUCCAAGAGACAGAGGAACAACUCGUUGGUCGAUAUAUUGGAGGUCUACGGGUCCAAAUCAUGGACUCUGUAAAUAUGUUUCACCCGGUAUCUAUUUCUGAAGCGCACCAACGGGCGUUGGCUUUUGAGAAACAAAGUCGUCGGGUGGGUGGUUCGUCUUCAACUGCCAAUACUGGAGGAAGUUCCGGGACGGGUGGUAUGGUACCCCGUGUUUUUCCUAAUCAACAAAGACCGACAUCUAACAAUGUUGUACCAAAUCCUGGGACAACUAUUAGUAGCAGCUUGAAGUGUUUUAGUUGUGGGCAGACAGGUCACCGACAAUUAGAGUGCAAGAAGGUCGGAAAACGUCAUUUGUUUGCUGAGAAAGCUGAUUGGCAAAAUGAUGAUGCCGGUGAAAAUUACAAAGAUCCCCCUGUGUAUGACGAAGAGCAUCAAUGCGAAAAGGAAGUUGUAACUGGAGAUGUGGGGGUAAAUUUGGUGGUAAGGCGGUCUUGUUUUACACCAAAAGUUGUUGAAAAUCGCCCUAAGCCUUACAAGCUACAAUGGCUUAAGAAAGGUGGCGAGGUCACUAUAUCUAAACGAGCCCUUGUUCAAUUUUCUGUUGGUACCACGUAUAAAGAUGAUGUAUGGUGUGAUGUGGUUGCUAUGGAUGCUUGUCAUUUGUUGUUGGGCAUACCUUGGGAGUAUGAUCGUAACAUUGAUCAUAACGGGCGGACUAAUACUUACAAUUUCUUGUUUGGUGGUGUGAAGAUAACAUUGGUUCCCAAUCAUGAUUCAUUAAGACAUAUUCGCAUUCAAGAUAAGGUGUCACAUAAACAUGGGAGGUGGAUGUCGUUCUUGGAAAAAUUCACUUUCGUGGUGAAACACAAGUUUGGGAUGUCAAAUCGGGUGGCUGAUGCAUUGAGUCGGAGGAGUAAUUUGCUAGUUUCCAUGAGGGUUGGUGUGCCGGGGAUGGAUGUCCUCAUCGAGCAGCUAACGGUUGAUCCUUAUUUAUUCUGUUGUUUUGCAGGGUAUACAAUCUGGACAGAUGUCUGA
Molecule: messenger RNA, 1590 nt
Organism: Lactuca sativa (garden lettuce)
Lineage: Eukaryota; Viridiplantae; Streptophyta; Magnoliopsida; Asterales; Asteraceae
Source: RefSeq, a predicted model, not a curated record